UUCGGGAAUGCUCUAGAAUUUUUUUUUACUUCGCCCUCUCUCUUCUCCAAAGUUCAUCUCCAGUCCAGGCCAGGCUUGCCUCUCCUUCCUCCCUCCUCGUCUCGCCGGCCCGCCGCGAGCUUCUGCUCUCCGACCACCGCGCUCCGGCCUCUCACUCUCUCUCUCUCUCUCCCUCUCUGUGCGCUCCGUCUCUCCACACUCUCGGUUCUCUCUCUCUCUCUCUCUCUCUCUCUCUGUGCGCUCCGUCUCUCCACACUCGGCCUCUCGCGGGACCGCCGCGCCGGCCACCACGAGCGGCGCCGCCGACCUCCGGGCUACCCGACCGACGCCUCCGACCGAGCUCAUUAGUCGCAAUUAGUCAUGACCACUUCAAGAGUAUAAGCUGUUGCUAUUGAGUGAUAAUUGGAAAGUAUGGCUAUGCAGAAUGGCAGUUCUCAAACACCUUGGGUACGGCAUCGUCGACAUUCCAAUGAGGAUGUUCAAGAAGCAAGUAAAGCAAAUGAAACCCAUUUGCUUGUUAACGAUCAAAAUAAGUACCGGUCAAUGUUGGUCCGGGCAUACUCAUCCGUUUGGAUGAUUGGGGGAUUUGCAUUAAUUAUUUACAUGGGUCACCUAUACAUCACUGCCAUGAUUGUCGUUAUACAAAUUUUUAUGGCAAGAGAACUCUUCAAUCUACUGAGAAGAGCCCAUGUAGAUAGAUGUCUUCCAGGAUUUAGGAUGUUGAAUUGGCACUUUUUCUUCACGGCUAUGUUAUUUGUAUAUGGACGCAUUCUCGGCCAACGACUUGUCAACACUGUGACAUCAGACAAGGUUUUAUAUAAGCUUGUCAGCAAACUUAUCAAGUAUCAGAUGAUCGCCUGUUAUUCCUUGUACACUGCAGGUUUUGUGUGGUUCAUCCUUACGUUAAAAAAGGGGAUGUACAAGUAUCAAUUUGGCCAGUACGCUUGGACACACAUGAUUCUCAUUGUGGUGUUUACUCAGUCAGCCUUUACUGUUGCCAACAUUUUCGAGGGAGUAUUCUGGUUUCUUCUUCCAGCAACACUCAUAGUGAUCAACGAUAUUGCCGCUUAUUUCUUUGGCUUCUUUUUUGGAAGAACCCCAUUGAUCAAAUUAUCUCCAAAGAAAACUUGGGAGGGAUUUAUAGGAGCAUCUUUUACUACUAUGAUCUCUGCGUUUGUGCUUGCAAAUAUUAUGGGCCGUUUCCAGUGGCUGACAUGUCCAAGGAAGGAUUUAUCAACCAGUUGGCUUCAGUGUGAUCCUGGUCCAUUAUUCAGGCCAGAGUAUUACACUGUACCCAAAUGGUUUCCUGAAUGGUUUCCUUGGAAAGAGAUGGCAAUAAUGCCAGUUCAAUGGCAUGCUCUCUGUCUUGGUCUUUUCGCAUCUAUUAUAGCACCUUUUGGAGGAUUCUUCGCAAGUGGUUUUAAACGUGCUUUUAAGAUCAAGGAUUUUGGGGACAGUAUUCCAGGACAUGGUGGUAUAACAGAUAGAAUGGAUUGUCAGAUGGUGAUGGCUGUGUUUGCAUAUAUCUACCAUCAAUCAUUUGUAGUGGGUCAGAACUUGAUGGUCGAAACAAUCUUGGAGCAGAUUCUAAUGAACCUUACUCUGGACGAGCAGCAAACCCUGUACAUGAAGCUUGGGCAAAUUCUUAAUGAGAGGAUGACCGCACAGUCAUAAGUUUGCAUUACAGCAGUAUGCAAAAGACCUCUUUGUCAUCUCAUGUAAUAUCUUGGCUUUGAGCAUACUACAGCUGCAGAAGCUCAGGAAUGAAAGGACACUGCAUAUGCUGUCGUUUCUGUCUAUUUUUUGCAGCAUUCGCGACUGCCAGGGAGGCUAUUUGUUGGAUGAAUUUUUGUAUAGUGUACACUAGCUUAUCAUGCUAGUAUAAUCUUUCCAAAGAAGUAAUAGCAUUUGAAGGAACAAAAUUGUAAGUGAAUUAGUAGAUUUGCAUGCUCGUGAAGUCUCGAUCAGCCAUAUUGGUCUCUGAAUUUGUCCGCAUUUUUGCUUUCUUUUAGUCUAUUCGUCCCCAUGUAAGGGGCAGGCACUAGAUGCCUGAGUUUAGGAAGAGUAAAGAUGCGAGUGUCUCAUCAGAUGAAUGUUCCUUAACCCAGUCUUUAAGCAGAUAAUUUAUUUUGAUUUUAUUC
Eucalyptus grandis is the source of this 2141-nucleotide messenger RNA. RefSeq names its product phosphatidate cytidylyltransferase 1. The transcript has 12 exons. Gene Ontology annotation, cellular component: endoplasmic reticulum membrane. The record is from RefSeq and is a predicted model, not a curated record. Lineage: Eukaryota; Viridiplantae; Streptophyta; Magnoliopsida; Myrtales; Myrtaceae. The coding region runs from base 412 to 1674 and encodes 420 amino acids. Gene Ontology annotation, molecular function: phosphatidate cytidylyltransferase activity.